Molecule: messenger RNA, 2679 nt
Organism: Bufo gargarizans (Asiatic toad)
Lineage: Eukaryota; Metazoa; Chordata; Amphibia; Anura; Bufonidae
Gene: NR4A1
Product: nuclear receptor subfamily 4 group A member 1
Exons: 7
Coding region: 234-1967 (577 amino acids)
Biological process (GO): regulation of transcription by RNA polymerase II; cellular response to corticotropin-releasing hormone stimulus
Cellular component (GO): nucleus; transcription regulator complex
Molecular function (GO): zinc ion binding; nuclear receptor activity; RNA polymerase II cis-regulatory region sequence-specific DNA binding
Source: RefSeq, a predicted model, not a curated record
UGCGAGCAGGGCUGUGUGCUGUGCGCAAACAAAGGAGCAUCAGGUUUCCCUGCCUGGGCAAUGGGCAGCCGGCUGCAGCAGCAGAGCAGGAGCUCCCACAGCACACCAGCGGCAGGGGGGAGAGGGCAGUGAGUGACCCAGGAAUCCCCGCUUCUCUCCCCCCAGGAGCAGCAGCAGGUGGAUGGGUCCGGCUCCAGUAACCUGAUGACGGAGACCCAGCGAGUGCCCAGUAAAUGCCCUGUAUUCAAGCGCAGUAUGGAAGUCUGUCUCAGUGUGCAGGCCCCAGUGACAAUUAUGUUCCAGACAUCUUAAACUCAGAGUUCAGUAAGUUCACCAUGGACCUUGUUAACAGUGAAAUUGCAGCUUCCACUUCAUUGCCCAGUUUCAGCACCUUCAUGGAUGGUUACACUGGAGAAUUUGAUGCUUUUCUGUACCAGAUACCUUCUUCAACACCCCAGUCAUCACUAAAGGUGGAGGAGUUUCAAGUGUUCGGUUGUUAUCCAGGUUCUUUCACAAAUCAGGUGGAUGAAACCAUGUCAUCGAGUGGUUCAGAUUAUUAUGGAAGCCCUUGUUCCAUCCCAUCUCCGUCUACACCAGGUUUCCAGAAUCCUCAAGUUCCUACAUGGGAGAGCUCUUACGGGGCCUACUCUCCAACUCAGAAUUAUGACAGCAUGAGACCAUGGACUGAUCAACAGAAAAACAGCAUUCCACAGUCUUCUUUUUUCUCCUUUGGGACACCAUCUCACAGCCCAAACAUGGCUCCUAAUUCUUUAAAGAUGACCCAAGGUCUACAUAGACUUGAACAGCAGGUGGUGGAUCCUGAGGUGUUUGCACUAGCACAAAGCUCUUCUGCCGGAUUUCCCACUAUACCUCUUGGUCAGGGGCCUGUGGUACUGGAUAGUUCGGUUGUAUUGGACGGUCCUCUAUCUCCCUCCAAAGCGCGGAGCCCAAGCUCAAAUGAGGGGCGCUGUGCUGUCUGCGGAGAUAAUGCUUCUUGUCAACACUAUGGUGUACGAACCUGUGAAGGAUGCAAAGGUUUUUUUAAGAGGACUGUACAGAAAAAUGCCAAGUACAUCUGCUUGGCUAACAAGGACUGUCCCGUGGACAAAAGGCGCAGAAAUCGCUGCCAGUUCUGUCGGUUUCAAAAAUGCUUAGCAGUGGGAAUGGUAAAAGAAGUGGUACGCACAGACAGUUUAAAGGGCAGGAGGGGUCGCCUUCCAUCAAAACCAAAGCAAGUAUCGGACUCUUCUCCGGUUAGUCUCAUCAACUCACUGGUGAGGGCGCACAUUGACACCAUCCCCAGUUCCAGCAAUUUGGAUUACUCACAGUACCAAGAGAACGUCCCCGUUCUGCUGGAGAAGGAGAAUCCGGUUGAUGUGCAGCAGUUCUACGACCUUCUCUCUGGUUCUUUGGAAGUUAUCCGCAAAUGGGCAGAGAAGAUCCAGGGCUUUGCAGAGCUUCCUAAAGAAGACCAGAGUCUUCUUCUGGAGUCUUCCUUCCUGGAACUCUUCAUCCUUCGACUCGCUUACAGCUCGAAGCCUGAAGAAGGGAAGCUGAUCUUCUGCAAUGGAGUGGUGCUUCAUCGCAUACAGUGUGUCAGGGGGUUUGGCGAGUGGAUCGACUCAAUCAUUGACUUUUCACACAGCCUCCAACGCAUGAACAUUGAUGUCCCAUCAUUUUCCUGUCUCUCCGCCCUUGUUAUCAUCACAGACAGACAUGGCCUGAAAGAACCCAAGAAGGUAGAAGAGCUGCAAAGCAGGAUUAUUAAUUGCCUUAAAGAGCAUGUACCAUCAAGCCCGAGUGAGCAGAACAGAUCCAACUGUCUGUCCAAGUUACUGGGCAAACUUCCUGAGCUCCGCACUUUGUGUACGCAGGGCCUCCAGCGUAUUUUUUACCUGAAGUUAGAGGAUCUUGUACCGCCUCCUCCUAUUGUAGAGAAGAUCUUCAUGGACACACUGCCCUUCUAAACCAGCACUGCACUUAUUUUUCUUUUAUUUUUCUUUCUUACUCGUACAAAGAAAAGGAAACCCACACAUGGACAGCGGUGAAUCCUGUUACAAACUCGUGAAACCUUUUCUUUGAUAUUAGGUGCCUAACCCAGCAAAUCCUUAUUUUUUUUCUUUUGGGAUUUUCUGGGACAUAUCUGAAGACUUUGUUUAUAAUAUUCUAUAAUAUCCAGAUGUGCCUUUGGCUAAAAAAAACAGACUUUUUAUUUUAUUUUUUUGUGUUGUCUUUUAUUUCACUUUUAAAGUAUUUUUUUUAAAUACUUGCAGAAUUCAUCAGGCUCCUAAACUGCCUUUCCUACAGAAUGCCAGGACUGGACCAGUCCUUGGUAAUAGACUUUAAUUCAGCAUCUAGGGAGGCGGCCGCCACCUUCCUGAUCUGUUAUCCCCUCUGUCUCGAAACAGGCCGAAAGGGAUGGACCCUAUUUCAGUCACAGCCAGUUUGUAAAGUCUUGUACAUACAUGAAGAGUGAACUGUACAUAGUAUUAAAAAAUACAAAGCUACCCCUUGUUAUGGUCACUAUGGUUUUCACAGUGUUUUGGGCUGUGUGUAAAUAUGUGUAAUUUUUGAAUAGAAACAUUUAUAUUUGUGUAUCCUACUGGAUUUACAGUAUGUGUUUUUCUGAUUAAUAUAUAUUUAAUAUAUUGAAUAAAAAAUGCUGUAAUAGUACCCAGC